This is a messenger RNA of Rotaria socialis, 1128 nucleotides long. NCBI's taxonomy places the organism in Eukaryota, Metazoa, Rotifera, Eurotatoria, Philodinida, Philodinidae. The record is from the annotation of a GenBank genome assembly.
AUGAAACGAACGGGAUUUGCAUAUUUUUUUGCUUUAAUUGGUGGACUUUUUGGUUUUCAUCAUCUUUAUUUGGGCCGUACUCAACAUGCUUUAUUAUGGUUUACAACAUUCGGCGGUUUUGGCAUUGGUAUUAUUUACGAAUUAUUAUUUUCAAUAAGAAACUAUGUUCGUGAAGCAAAUAAUGAUAAACUAAUAAUUGAUGAGUACGAAAAAAUAAUGCGAGAACAAAAAUCACCAGCUUUUGAAUUAAAAAGAUUUUGUGGUCAAUAUAUAACUGCUUUAUUCUAUGGUUUCAUUACGUAUUAUGCUUUUCCGGAUACGUGGCUUCACAAAACGUUUCCAUCAUUGAUUGUUGGAGUUUGUUGUGCUCUUGCUAUUGCUCUUGGUACGCAAUUAGUUGGUACACUUGGUCCUCGUCAAUGUUCAUUUAUUUGGCCAUUAUUAGGUGCUUUACUUGGAUUACCUUUUCUAGUUGGAAAUGGUGAUGGAUCACCGUCAUUUAACAUAGUAGCUUUCUUUUCAUGUUGCAUAUUUGAAUGGAAAAUCGAUUGGGAUCCAGAAUAUUUUCCAACUAAAACUGAAUCUCAAGUGACAACAUCGAAAAAAAAACAACGUCAACGACGACAUAUUAUUAAACGUUGUAUUAUACUUGGAUUUGGUGCAUGCGUAUUUGGAUUAAUAUUAACAUCAGCUGUGUAUCAAAAUUUGCAAGUUGAUAUUAAUGGUGAACGUGUUAAAGUUAAAGAUGUUAUAGCUGAUUUUUUUAAAUCACAAGAAUUUAUAAUAUUAUAUCAGCAAUUAUCUAGUGUGGUAAAACAAUUGUAUGCUUUUUAUUUACAAUAUGGAUUUAAAGGAAUAUGGACACAAAUAUGGACAGCGUUGGACUUCGAAAGUGAUAAACAAGCAUUUGAAGUUCUAAAUCUCGACAGUGAUGCUUCGCAAAAACAAAUCGAAGCACAAUGUCGAACCUUAUCACGUAAAUGGCAUCCAGAUCGAUAUCGAGAUCUGGAAGCUAAACAAAAAGCUGAAGCAACAUUUAUGAAUAUACAACAAGCGUGUAAUCGUUUAUCCAACGAACGUAAACGACGUCAAGACAUCAAUACACAAAAGCGUGAAAAUCCAAAUUGA